UAUCGUGAAGUACUAGCGGUAAUGCAGUAAAACCGGCGGUAGUUUUGAAAUAAAAAGUAUCUACCUCCUCAUAUUUACAUAUUGGGUAUGCAUUAGUUCGUAUUGAAACAAAAUGGAUAGUACAAGUAAUAAGAUUAGAAACUGCGCCGUAACGGAUUGUGACGAAGAUAUAGCUGACCUAUUGCGAUCUGGCUUUGACCCCAAUUUCGAAGGUGGAUGGCCAAUCAGACUAGCAGCUCGGCACGGCUCCUUCGCUGUUGUACGACAAUUGAUACAAUUUGGUGCUGACCCUCACUUAUUAGGUGAAUCAGGCGCAUCAACUUUACAAUUGGCAGUUUAUGCUGGAAAACACUGGGACAAUGAAACAUGGUCAUUUUUAUUAUCCUGCUGUGAUUCAUCCCAACUUGCAGAUGGUGCAGCUGUGGCCAUAAUUUUCAAAAAUAUUCCAGCAUUCAAGAAAAUUAUGGAGACGGGACGGUGUAACACUCACAUACCAACUACGUUGACAGGCAAAACGCUAGAACAAUUAGCUAAAGGCUAUAAACUUCACUAUUUACUCAGUGGACCUACAGUUGCAAAUGAUCGAACUCAGAACACAGCUCUUUCUACUUCUCCUCGAAUCAGACCACACAGAACCGAUACGAGGCGAACCCUCACGCCCCAGCCACAUCCCUCGCAGAGGAACCUGUCUCCGUCAGUGGCCAGGUUCUUCCACCAGACCGCCGCCCAGACCUCGCUAGCUCCAUCAAGUUCUCCGACUCUCCUCAACACUUCACCAAGACAACGACUGGGAAACUCUUCUCCGCUUAGUAACUGGCCAAUUUUAAAUAACUGAAAUUUUACUUUAAUGUGACGAGACUCUUACAUAUUCAAUAAUUUGCCAUUA
Molecule: messenger RNA, 886 nt
Organism: Plutella xylostella (diamondback moth)
Lineage: Eukaryota; Metazoa; Arthropoda; Insecta; Lepidoptera; Plutellidae
Molecular function (GO): protein binding
Source: RefSeq, a predicted model, not a curated record